UCAACAAGUGCACAACAAUGGGCGGCGGCCACCUUCUGCAUCUCUACAACUCCUCACGGGCGUCCAUGAUUAAGCGACUAACCGCUCACUUCCCAGUCUCUCAGAGGUAUGCGGUAGCAUCGGAUAGGGGAAACCACGGCGGCGUGGAAGAGAGAGCGCCUUCAACAGAAGACGAGUUCAGAAGAGCAGCGGAAGAGAAGAAACGCCAGGGAUUCGCCAGCCAGACUUUGGAGAAGGCGGAAGACGGCGCAGGAGAGGCGGCGGAGAAAGAAUCUGAUUUUGAAUCUGUGAAGGAGAGUUACAAGGACGCGCCGCCGAGAGGUAAGUUCCACAAGACUGGGGAUGCUAUUCCUCCAGAAAACGUGCCCUGAAAAGGAAUUCUUCAAGGUGGCAAGGCAAAUUUGCAGAUUUGGGAUUUUCUUAUAUCCAGAAGUCUCAGAGCAAAGUAAAAGAGGGAAAGCUGAAAUACUCAGUAGCUAGAUGAUACAAACUGUAAAUAACAGCCAUGAGAAUCCAAAGGAAAGCAUAUAUUAAAAGAGAAACAAGUAGCAUAAAAC
Messenger RNA from Ipomoea nil (Japanese morning glory), 557 nucleotides. RefSeq lists its product as uncharacterized. The record is from RefSeq and is a predicted model, not a curated record. The transcript is spliced from 3 exons. Lineage: Eukaryota; Viridiplantae; Streptophyta; Magnoliopsida; Solanales; Convolvulaceae. Bases 18 to 371 code for a protein of 117 amino acids.